GCGCCGCCGCCGCCGCCGCCGCUGCGCACCCUCUACCAGUGGCGCCAGAUCGACUUCGAGUUCCCGUCGGAGCUGGCGCGCCAGCAGAUGGCGGCCUCCGGCCGCUACGUGCGCCGCAACGCGCUCCCGCUGGGGCUCGACGUGUACGGCGACCGCAUCUUCGUGAGCGUGCCCCGCUGGAAGGACGGCAUCCCGGCCACGCUGGCCACCAUCCCCAGGGACCCGGCCAAGGCGGGCUCGCAGUCGCCGGCGCUUCGGCCGUACCCCAGCUGGGACUGGCACGGCCGCGAAGACUGCGUGGGCCUGACGUCGGUGUACCGCAUGCACGUCGACCCCUGCGGCCGGCUCUGGGUGCUCGACUCGGGCGUCACCAACGCCAUCGACAAGAUCCGCCAGCAGUGCGCCGCGCAGAUCUUCCUCUUCGACCUGCGCACCGACCAGCUCAUUAUGCGACACGUCAUCCCCUCCGACCAGUACAAGGAGGGCUCGCUGCUGUCCAACAUCGUGUCGGACGUGCGGGACGGGCAGUGCGAGGAUGCGUUCGCGUACGCCACGGACGUGUGGGGCUUCUCGGUGAUCGUGUUCAGCCUGCGCGAGCGCCGCUCCUGGUCGGUGUCGCACCCCUUCUUCUACCCGGACCCGCUGGCCGCCCGCUACCAGCUGCACGGCGUCUCCUUCCGGUGGACCGACGGCGUCUUCGGCCUGUCGCUCUCGCCCGCGCACUCGCGAACAGGAGACCGCACACUGUUCUUCCACCCGAUGUCGAGCUUCCGCGAGUUCGCAGUGCUGUCGUCCAUCCUGCGCAACGAGACGGCGGCCAAGAGCAGCGACGACGAGUUCCACCUGCUGGAGGAGCCGCGCGGACUCAGAGACGCGCACGCCUCCGCCUCGGCCAUGGACCGCCGCGGUGUCAUGUUCUACAACCUGGUCACCAGGGACGCCGUGGGAUGCUGGAACUCUGCACAGCCACAUGGUUACCGUAUGUCGCUGCAGGGCAUUGUGGCACAAGAUAAUGUGACGCUCAUUUUCCCUAAUGACCUCAAGGUGGAUCAUGAGCUGCGCCAGAACCUGUGGGUCCUCAGUAACCGUCUGCCACUCUUCCUCUACCGUGAGUUGGACCCCAACGACAUUAAUUUCCGCAUCAUGACGGGGUCUACAGACGAGCUGGUGCGUGGAACCGUGUGCGACCCCGACAUCACACUCAUUCCUGGACAAGGGGCACUCUCCCCCAGGAACCAGUUCUGCCCUGCCAAUGAGGUGCGAUGAUCAACUGCUGCCAAGCCUGGACACCCACGUCAAGCUGCUCUUUUGUUCAAGAUGCCUCUUGUAUAUGAGUCUGGAGCUUAAAGCUUGUCAUAAGUCACUAGUGUAAAACACACUUCUCAUCAAUUGCUGGUAAUCACUCAUUGUUCAUCUCUUCAAGAAACUGGGUGGAAUUCACAUCACUGAAAUGUAAUACUGCCAUAGAAAUGAGAACUGUGCUCUCUCUGGAAAGGCAAAAUGAUAAAGUUACUUCUUUCAAUACCCCACAAAUUUUUGAGCGUUUCCUUGUCUGUGAAGGCAAAGAUUAAACAAUUGUUACAGAAGGCAAAAGAAUGACUCAUUAUACUAAUUUUGUUUAACAGAACUUUCCUUCUUAUAUUGUAUAUAACAAACCAUGAAUAUUUGAUCGUGACAAUGAGGGCAUAUCUUAAGCAAACUGAUGAUACUGUUCCUGGAUUUAUCAUCUUCCUUGAACCUUAUUAUACUUGUAUUUUCAUCCUUGGCUGAAACAUUAUUUGUAGUCCAAAAUCCAAUAUUAAUGUGAAUUCCCUCAAGACUGAACACAAAUUAAUCUAUCCUUCAUGUUCUCACACUUAUUAUUUUAUCGAGUUCUCACAACCAUUAAAUGAAAGCCAGUGACAAUGGGCAUUUCCUUUUCUCAUUUCUUUUCUUUGAAGUAUUUUAAUUGCCCC
This is a messenger RNA of Schistocerca americana (American grasshopper), 1955 nucleotides long. RefSeq names its product protein yellow-like. The transcript is spliced from 5 exons. Lineage: Eukaryota; Metazoa; Arthropoda; Insecta; Orthoptera; Acrididae. The annotation marks the transcript as partial. Gene Ontology annotation, cellular component: extracellular region. The record is from RefSeq and is a predicted model, not a curated record.